Messenger RNA from Acanthosepion pharaonis, 1443 nucleotides. The record is from the annotation of a GenBank genome assembly. Lineage: Eukaryota; Metazoa; Mollusca; Cephalopoda; Sepiida; Sepiidae.
AUGACAUUUCUAAUUUAUUCUCCUUAUCUUUGCCCUGUCAGGUGUCGACUUGUCAUAAUAAUUAUACUAACGUUGUUUAAAUUUGAUUUGUUUUCUCAUUUUGAUAUUCUCUCUUUCUCGUUCUAUCCGUUAUACUCGUUGUCCAGUCUCUCUCUCUCUCUCUCUCUCUUUCUUCAACCUAUCUCUCUCUCUUCCUUCAAUCUCUUUCUCUUCAAUAUCUUUCUUUCUUCAAUAUAUCUCUCUUUCUUUCUUUCAUUCUUUCUUUCUCAAUAUCUCUCUCUUUCUAUCUCAAUUUCUAUCUUUCUUCAAUUUUUCUCUCUCUUUCUUCAAUCUCUUUCUUUCUUCAAGCUCUCUCGCUUUCUCAACAUCUCUCUCUUUCUAUCUCAGUCUCUCUCCCUUUCUGCAAUUUCUCUCUCUUUCUUCAAUCUCUUCAAUCUCUCUCUCUUUCUCACUUAUUUCUUUCUCAAUCUCUCUCUCUCUCUUUCUAUAUCAAUCUCACUCUUUCUUUCUUUAAUCUCACUCUCUUUCUUAAUAUCUCUCUCUCUCUCUUUCUUACACAUUCUUUCUUAUUCCUUUCCUUUUGCUAUUUCUUUAGUAAGCACUACUACUCAUAGUCAUCCUUUAGCUCUCUAUAUCUUCUUCAUUAUCUCUCUCAUUCUCUCUCACUCUCAGUCUCUUUCCCUCCCUUUCUCUCACUCAUUCUCUCUUUCUCAAUCUCUCUCUUUAUUAUGCAUACUUUCUCACUCAUUCUUUUCCCUUUACCUCUCAUUCUCUCUCUCUUUAUUAUACAUUUUUCUCUCUCAUUCUUUUUCUAUCUGUCUUUCUUAUAGGCUUCCAAAAACUGUUUUAUAUCUUUCUUUCUUCACUUUCGCUUCCCCUCUCAUUCGCUUUCUUUCUCGGUCUCUUUUUAUUAUGCAUUUUUCUCUCUUAUUCUUUUUGAUCUGGCUGUCUCAUCGACUUCCAAAAACUUUUCUGUAUUUUUCUUCUCUCUCUCUCUCUCUCUAUUUCUCUCACGUCUUUCUCAUAUUCUUCUUCUUCUCCUUCUCUCUCUCUCUCUCUCGCUCUCUCUCAUUCUCUUUCCUAGUCUCUCUUUCUCUCUCUUUAUUAUGCAUUUUUCUCUCUUAUUCUUUUUCGAUCUGGAUUUCUUAUAGUCUUCCAAAAUCUUUUCUGUAUAUUUCUCUCUCUCUCUCUCUAUCUCUCUUUCUCUCUCUCUCUCUCUCUCUCUCAUUCUUUAUUUCUACCCUUCUCUUGCGUACUUUUUCUCUUUUUAGCUCUCGCAAAUGUAUUUUUCUCUCCCCACCCCCGCUCUUUCUUUCUCUCUGUUUUGAAGAUCAGUGCCGCAAUAUAUUCACUUCUAAAUGUAUUAUCUUUAGAAAAAACAGUAAAGAAGUUUGCUUAUUUCCCCCAAACACUUUACCUGCGCCAUUGCACCACCCUCAGUGA